Ictalurus furcatus (blue catfish) is the source of this 8082-nucleotide messenger RNA. RefSeq names its product VPS8 subunit of CORVET complex (gene vps8). Gene Ontology annotation, molecular function: protein binding. Gene Ontology annotation, cellular component: early endosome; HOPS complex; CORVET complex. The coding region runs from base 874 to 5127 and encodes 1417 amino acids. Gene Ontology annotation, biological process: protein targeting to vacuole; endosomal vesicle fusion. The record is from RefSeq and is a predicted model, not a curated record. Lineage: Eukaryota; Metazoa; Chordata; Actinopteri; Siluriformes; Ictaluridae. The transcript has 45 exons.
AUUGCUCAAUCAGCAUACAGGGAAUAGUGCUAGUCCCAGUUUUUAAAAGAAUUUUUUAUUAUAUUCUGAAAAAUAUCUUGAAGGUGAAAUUGGACACCCGUCGUGGCCCUGUGUGUGCGGAGUUUGUAUAUUCUCCCUGUGCAGCGGGGGGUUCCUCCGGGUACUCCGGUUUCCUCCCCCAGUCCAAAGACAUGCAUGGUAGGCUGAUUGGCAUGUCCAAAGUGUCCGUAGUGUAUGAAUGGGUGUGUGAAUGUGUGUGUGAUUGUGUGCCCUGCGAUGGAUUGGCACCCGAUGGCACGCCUUGUGCCCGAUGCUCCCUGGGAUAGGCUCCAGGUUCCCCGUGACCCUGAAAAGGAUAAAGCGGUAUAGAAGAUGGAUGGAUGGAAUAACUGUGUGGUUGUUGUUGGGGUUUUUUUUUUUUGCAUAAUUUUUGUAUAAUUAAUAUAUGAUUUUAAUAAUUAAUUAUUAAUGAUAUAUAGCCUAGAAAUGAUAUAAUCUACUUUGACCCACGCAAUACACAAGUGAAUAACCGUUGCUAUUUCUGUUUUUGUUUAAUAAUAUUUAUGUUGUAAUAAUGUUUUUGUUGUAAUAAUUAUUUAUAAUUAAUACGUAACAUUGACGAUAUUUAAUACUAAUUACAGUAUAUUAAUUAAUAUAAAAAAACAACAACAACUAAAUAACAUUAAAAAAAAAAAAUUAUCGAGCACGAACCGGAAGUGACGCACGGACGUCCACCAAGCAACGCAGCUUCACUUCCGGGAAAAACAAGGAUGUAACCGCGAGUGCGGCUGUUUAUCAGCGUGAAUAAUUUGAUGUCGUGUGUGUGUUUAUCUGAAUUCAGUGUGAGAUCAGAUUCAGUUGGACGCUUUUAUAAUGUCCGAGUCACCGGAUACUCGCAGUCUGAUGUCGGCGUCCUCACAGCUCAAUUUAAUGGAAAUAGAUGCUAUUGACGACAAAGAGUUCGACAUCCCUCAAGUUGACACGCCACCGACUUUAGAGAGUAUUCUGAACGAGCCUGAAGAUGAGGACGAACCCUUCGUCCUGGAGGACACGUGCCUUUUGAACACAGAGAACAUGGAUGCGCAUUCCUGUGAGACGUCCUCCCUCGCCAGCUCAGACAGUGGAGACCGUGCACACCUAAAGAGGAGAAGGAAGGCGGUGGAGACUAAUGCAACCAUCCACGGCUCAGUUCUGAGACACAACGUGCUGAAAGGCAUCUCGGCUCAGAUCAUCUCCGCCGCGGACAAAGUUGAUGCAGGCUUGCCAACAGCGAUCACCGUAUCCAGUGUUAUUGCUGUGGGAACGUCGCAUGGCCUCGCUCUGGUGUUUGAUCAGAACCAGGCGCUGAGGCUGUGCUUGGGUACCACGGCGACGGGGGCGGAGUACGGCGCAGUGUCAGCUCUCACUAUUAACCAUGAUUGCACGCGUCUGCUUUGUGGCUUCGCUAAAGGACAGAUCACCAUGUGGGAUUUGGCAAACGGGAAGCUCCUGCGCACCAUCACCGAUGCCCACCCACCCGGCACGGCCAUUUUGCACGUCAAGUUCACAGAUCUGCCGACGCUCGCCGUGUGUAACGACAGCGGCGGGUCUGUGUUUGAACUCUCAUUCAGCAGGAGGGUGAUGGGGAUGAGGACAUGUGAGUCUCGGUGUUUGUUCAGCGGCAGUAAGGGGGAAGUGUGCUGUAUUGAGCCGCUGCAUGCAGCCCCUGAGCUUAAAGACCAUCCCAUUACUCACUACUGCCUGCUGGCCAUGGCCUCACUCACCAAGAUCCUAGUGAUUGGACUGAAGCCAUCUCUAAAGGUCUGGAUGACUUUUCCAUACGGCAAGACAGACCCUGCCAGCGUGCCCCAGUUGGCAUGGCAGUUUGUAGCUGCUCAGAAAGCAGUGAACCCCAUCCUCGCCUUCUGUAGAGGAGACACUGUCCACUUCCUGCUGGUGAAGAAGGACGAAUCUGGAACUGUCCAUGUCAUCAAACAGCGACAGCUCCAACUCAACUGUGACAUUAUCAGUCUGACAUGGCUGAAUCCUCGCACGCUGGUGUUGAUGGACAGCGGAGAGAAGCUGCAUGCGGUGGACCGGCCCAGUCAGGAGGAGCUGGAAACUCUGGACCUGGCCGAGGUGCAGCUCGUGUACAACAGCAGUCAUUUUAAAUCGCUUGCUACAGGGGGCAACGUCAGCCAGGCCCUGGCUUUAGUGGGAGAGAAGGCGUGUUAUCAGUCUGUGUGCAGCUACGGAGGCCAGAUCGUCUACCUGGGAACUAAAUCUGUCCAUGUUAUGACCCUGAGAAACUGGAGAGAGCGCGUCGAUCAUUUACUGAAGCAGGAGAAGUAUACCGAAGCGCUCUCUUUAGCCUGGUCUUUCCAUGAGGGCACAGCCAAAGCGGUAUUGGGUCUGUUCGGCGACCCUGCCAAGCGGAAGGGAGUGGUGGCUGACAAGAUGGUGGAGAUCUUGUUCCAGUAUGUCGAGCGCUCGUUAAAGAAGUGUCCCGAGCAGGGCAAGAUCCAGCUGCUGGAGCAACACUUCCAGGACAUGAUUCCUGUCAUGGUGGAUUACUGUCUGCUUCUGCAGAGGACAGACCUGCUGUUUAACCAGAUCUACUCGAGGCUGGUUGAGAACUCUGUGGCUAAGGGCGUCUUCUUGGAGAGUCUCGAACCGUACAUUCUGAGCGAGCGGAUUGGCUGCCUGACAGCGCCCGUCAUGAGGGACCUCCUAAGUUACUUCCAAGAAAACGGUAUGAUGGAGAGUGUGGAAGGCUGCCUGGUGCACAUGGACAUCACCAACCUGGAUAUACAGCAGGUGGUGCAGAUGUGUUGGGAUAACCAGCUCUACGAUGCCAUGAUGUAUGUGUUCAACAGUGGCAUGAACGAUUAUAUCAGUCCCAUGGAGAAACUUUUUCAGGUGAUUGGUCCUCCUCUGCGAGAAGGCAAACCUCUCACAGAUGAACAGGUGGUCAUGGGAAAUAAGCUGCUCGUCUACAUUAGUUGUUGUCUAGCAGGACGAGCCUAUCCUUUAGGGGACAUUCCAGAAGACCUUGUGCCACAAGUUAAAAAUCAGGUGUUUGAGUUCCUGAUUCGCCUGCAUUCGUUAGAAGCCAUCCAGGAGGAGGAGGUGUAUCCGUACAUCCGGACCCUGCUGCACUUCGACACCCGCGAGUUUCUCAACGUUCUAGCGCUGACGUUCGAGGAUUUUAAGAACGACAAACAGGCUCUGGAGUACCAGCAAAGGAUCGUGGACAUUUUACUCAAGGUCAUGGUGGAUAACUCGGACUUCACGCCGUCUCAGGUGGGCUGCCUGUUCACCUUUCUCGCCCGGCAGCUAGCCAAACCCGACAACACCCUCUUCGUCAACAGGAAGUUGUUUGAUCAGGUUCUGGAGUUUCUGUGCAGUCCAGACGAUGAUUCCAGACACACGGAGAGGCAGCAGGUGCUGUUGGAGUUACUGCAGGUGGGAGGCAUGGUCCAGUUCGACGAGGGGCGGCUCCUCACCCUGGCGGAAAAGGCGGAAUUUUUUCAGAUCUGCGAGUUUUUGUAUGAGCAGAAGCAUCUGUACGAUCAAAUCAUUGCCUGCUACCUGAAGGACCCCUUAAGAAAGGAGGAGGUUUAUAACUACAUCCAUAACAUCCUGUCCAUGCCUGGCUACAGCCCAGAGGAGAAGCAGACCACAUGGAACAAAUCCUUAGAGCACAUUAAGGAGCUGGUUAGCAUUAACCCUGCGAAAGCUGCCGAGUUGGUAGCGGGUCACUUUAUCAGCGAGGUCGAGCCUAUUAUCACCGCACUACAGGAUGAUCAUUUGGUGUUCCAGUUCCUGAGGAAGUUGCUGGAUCCAAGUGAUGGACAGAAGCCCCAUGCUGUUAGGAAUCUUGGGCCUGAGCUCCACGAGCUCCUGGUGGACUUGAUGUGCCGUUUUAGUCCUCGCCAAGUCACGCCUUUCCUCGAGACGUCCGAGAGCUACCGCCUGGAGGAGACUGUCAAAAUCACCAAGCAGCACGAGCUACAUGAAGCCACCGCCUACCUGCUGGAGAAAAAAGGAGAUGUGCAGGGAGCCUUCCAAGUGCUGCUACAGACACUGAAGGAGAAGCUGAAUACACUCGUUCAGGAGAGUUCAGAGGCAGCCACGCCGAGGUCUGCGAGAGAGGAGGAGGAUGUAGAUUACACCCCACUGGCGAGGGUGGAGGAAGCCCUGAAUGACAUCAUCACGCUGUGCCACCGGAGCUCACAUGGGCUUAACCAGCAGCAGAGAGAGGCUCUCUGGUUUCCUCUCCUAGAGGUGAUGAUGUCUCCACAGAAAUUCCUCAAAGGCCCUAAUGCCAAGGAUGUUUCUGAUGCCCUGAAAGAGCUCACUAUGAAGGUGUUAAACAACAUGUCCAGCUUCAUCGCCCUGCCUGCCAUCAUCCAGCGCAUCCUACAGGAUCCAGUGUAUGGGAAGGGCAAGUUAGCAGAGAUCCAGGGCCUCAUUCUGGGCAUGUUGGAAACUUUCAACUAUGAACAGACUCUGCUGGAGACCACCACCAAUCUUCUGAAUUCGGACCUGCACUGGUCUCUGGCCCACCUGCGGAAGGCCGUCAGCAGGGGACUCUACCCUCGACAGGACCACUGCAGCAUCUGCCUGCAGCAGUACAAAAGGAGGCAAGAGAGUGAAGAGGAGAUCAUCAUCUUCAGCUGUGGUCACCUGUAUCACUGUCAGUGCCUACAGCGGAAGGAGCAAUGGGUUGUUGGUAAAGAUCCCGGACUCGCGGGAGAUCGGGUUCACUCGUGGAGCUGUUAUAAGUGCACUUCCAGUCAGGGAGCUCGUCCCGGAGACCGCCUGCUCGCCGAGGGACGCCGGGUCCGAUCCACUUCUCUGGCCCAGACCAAAGUGACAUCCGUCCAUCGGGGAACCGCCGCCGAGACUCAUCACAGAAAGGAGCUGACUGAAGUGACUUUAGACGCCCAGCAGACGCAGGCGUGGGACCAGCUGCGCUGCAUGUACAGAGGACCCUCCAGAUUGGCGAUCCUUACAGAACUCACUCACUCCCACAGCAGCGAGAGAACCGGCCUGCUGAACCCCGCCCACCCAGGAACCGGAAGCAUCUACCACAGUGAAAACUUCAGCCUCAAGCUUUCUCCACCACCAAUGGUGGAGGAGUAGUGCGGACUCCGCCCACUGUUACAGACCUGAAUAAAUGCGUUGGUGCAUAUCUCUACGCUGACGUCUUCAUGCUUUCACUGGCCUUCACAUCUACAACAAUGAACGUUAGGAAGAAAACACUUGCGGGUAUGCCGUGAUAGGGAAAUAGUCAAUGACUAGACGUGCGUCUCAUUCAGCUCCCUAGCUCCCCUGGUGGUGACUCAGUAUAUCGUGUACACGAGUUCAUGCACUGGUAAGGACCCUGUCUCACUACACAUGGGAACACUAAUGACUCAAUGUCCCACGACAGGACUGCGUACUCGUGUUAUAAAACGUCACCACUGGUAUUUAUCAACAACAGGCAGGACCGAUAUCUUUGUAACAUUAUGUCAAAUAAAUUUGUUCGCUUAAUCACAUGCGUUUCUGUCACGGGGCUUCAAACAGGAUCGUAGGCUAGCGAAUGGAUUUAAAAAAAAAAUAAUGAAACACUUAAAAGUCGUUAACAAACAAACCGUAUAUAUAGAACGUCAAAUAAAGUUAAAAAUCGCUAACAUAAGUAAUCAUUCGAGAGCGAAGUUUACAGACAAAGUUCAUCUGACAUUUUUAUUUAUUUUAUUUUUUUCCAAGCUGAGAGGCUUCAGAAAAUAUGACGUCAUUUCUAGUAAUGGAACAUGGUGAACAUUGAAGCUCCCUGGUUUUCGCAGUGCAUUGUGGGAUUGUUUUAAGAGCAUGAAGGUUCCAGUACACUGGAAGGAUUUUGCGAUUGAGACAGCCCUUAAAAUGGCCGACUCCCUGAUCAGCGUCCUGACUACUGAACUAGGGAGCUGAUUGAGACGCACCCCUAGGUUACCAUCCUGAAGUAGAUCAUUUUUCCCAUAACAGCACGUCCUAAAUCGUAUUCCACGUAUACCACGGUGACUUUCUCAAUCGUUACGACAUGUUAAUUGAUUAAUAAACAGUGCAUGAUGCUUUAAAAAAAAAAAAAAACUAUUUACAGUCUAGUUACAGUUAAUGUUGUGGAACGUCCACAAUACAAGUUAGUUCCUGUUAUUGUUUAUUAAACAGUAGUUUCUAGGGUUGUUACCACAGAACAAGUGCAUUAAUAUAAACCUAUUGUUUGAAUUACAGUCAGAACUACCGUCACAGCUGCUGUUGUAGAACAUGAAUCAACGCCAUUCAGAUUGGAGAUGUUUUUAUGUAACAAAGAAAGACAUCUAACCAAUGAUAUGCUGAAGCUGUAAGGAGACAUUUGUUUAACAUUUAUGGAAGGAGUCUCCAGUGUCAGGACUGUAACAGUCAGUAAGUUUGUGCUUUCCAGGUUCUCUAUAGCUGAUAAGUGAAUGGCUGUUUAAAGCUGCUGUAAUGUUCCUAAUAACAAGACCGUAGUUGUUGGACAGUGGUUCCACAACAUUAAAUGUAACUACAAAUGGAUAAGUAUAAUCAUUAGAAAUCCUUUAAUCCUCUGAAAAUUGCUGUGCUUUAAGAAGAUUAAAACUCUUCACGACAUGCUGUUUCUGGAAAAUAAUCAGCUUUGAGGUGGUGAUAGCAUCACAUCAGCUUGUCGUUGAUUAUUUUUCUAUUACAGCAUGCCCCAUCACGUUUUAUUACGCACAUCAAUUAUAAGAGCCAAUCAGGUUCUCUCUCUCUCUCUCUUUUCCCCCAAAAGCAGGCUAUGCCAAUUACAAGAGUUAUAUCAGUUUAUCAGGGGAAAAAACGUGUGUAAUUUGCAUAUUCAUGGAAUACAGAUUUCCUGAUGAGGGUAAAAGUGUUGGCACCUCUGUGCCUUGUUGUCUUGUCUAAUGACUUUUUUUUUUUUUUUUAAAGGACACCUCAAUCGUCACACGUUUAAUAUUCAAUAUAUAAAAACAUGUGGUGACUUUGGUGACUCACUCGAUUCAAACCGUUAACUACGCAGCUAAGCAUCAACAGCAAUAUUCCUGAGAGCAAAUCUGCAUGAUUAAGUAUUUAAAAGCGGAUCCUGUGCUCUAACUGAGAUGAGCUGUAAUGGCUUUGGACUGGUGGAGCUGUUCUGCUAAUGACGCUAUCCGAGACGUGUGACUCCAUGUGCUUAGGAUGCACGUAUAAAGCUUUUAACAGUGUGUGUGUGUGAGAGAGAGAGAGAAUGGUGUACAUUCAGGACUGAAACAGCAGGAGCCUUGUGUGUGUUAAAGAAAACUGUGUGCUUCUUUCAUCCCCCAGGCUCAGACAGUGGAUUGUUCUGGCCUCAAAGACAUGUUUUCAGUGAACAAUGAGCCCUUAGCUCUGCUCAUACAGAUGUGUGUGUGUGUGAGUGUGCGCAUGCCAUGUCUGACGUUUUUGUCCUACCAACACUCGACACCAUUCAUGUGUGCACUACAUUACGUUAAUAAGUUCUGAGAGAAAUGGUGGUGAUGUGGGUCAGUAAAGGGUUAAGGCCAGUGUUAGGUGGAGAAAGAGGGGCAGCCCCACGGUGCCAUUAUUUCCCUAACAGUGUAGUCCGUGAACUGGUUUAAUUAACCUGAAAUUCAUGAGGACGUUGUGUAUUAUUAUUCAUCUCAGACCUGUAGAACCAUUAAUAUUUGAUCUGCUCCUUUCCUGCUCUCCCUCUCGUUCAUACACCCUGAGUAAAAGCUUGUUUGUGUUCUGGAGGACAAGAAAGAAUGGCAAAAAUAAUAAUAUUGCAGUGCCCAAGUUUAAAUCCCCUGGAUUAUAAAGAGCUGCUUGUCAUGGCUGCAGCGGCUAACAAACAGCUUACUACACACUUCAGUGUCCGUAGAGGUUCCAUAUAGACUUUCUGGAUGUUCUUUCUUUCUUUUUGUUAUACGUUAUUUCUACUGAUCUUUCAGAAACCUUUUAAAGUGAAUGUCCAUGUUUAAACAAUCCAAAAUAAUCUGUGCAGGAUAAUCUAUCCAUCCCAUCCAUCCAUCCAUCCCAUUCAUCCAUCCGUCCCAUUCAUCCCAUACAUCCAUACAUCCAUCCAUCCAUCCCAUCCAUCCA